Molecule: messenger RNA, 675 nt
Organism: Paraglomus brasilianum
Lineage: Eukaryota; Fungi; Glomeromycota; Glomeromycetes; Paraglomerales; Paraglomeraceae
Source: the annotation of a GenBank genome assembly
AUGCCAAAAAUAAGUUCUCUUUAUGAGUUAAUCAAACAAAAAUUUCAAGAAAAAGUUGUACACAAAUUUGAUUCUUCUGGUGCAUCUUCCAAACAAUUUUUUGAAGAAUUUUGGGAAAGUGCGGAUGAAUUAGCUACUUUGCAGGAUGGUACUAUGAAAUUUGUUUGGAAUGGUAAAGGAGAAAUAAAGAAAACCUAUGACGAAUUUACUAAAUUGUUCGAGGAAAGAAAAACGGCUCCCGAUAAAAAUGCUGAUAAAUACAAAAUAUUAGAUGUAGUAGAAGAAAUGCCCUUUCUUAAUGUUUCUGAGGAUUUAUUAAAAUGCUUAAAAGAAGACUUGAUUAGAGAGUUAGUAAUUCUUGUUCGCACCCGCAAUAUUGUGAAAGAUAAUCACCCUGAUUUUGACGUGAAUAUUAGUGGUGAUCAUACUCAUAUAGAAAUGGUGAGCAAAGAUUUUCCAGAUAAAGUUUACGUUAUGCUAGAUUAUAAGCCAAGUAGACAUGUGCAAGGAGAAAAUAUUUAUCGCUUCAGGCCAACUGUUAGUGAUUUAGAAGACGAAGACUUUGUCAAAGUUGCUGAGGAGUACCAAAACUACCAAGAGAGACAGCAAAAGGUUCAAAUAAUACAAGAAGAUUUGUCUUAUAGAAAGCUAGGUUCUAGGGGAGAAAAUAAGUAA